Molecule: messenger RNA, 1770 nt
Organism: Babesia ovata
Lineage: Eukaryota; Apicomplexa; Aconoidasida; Piroplasmida; Babesiidae
Product: DEAD box containing protein
Exons: 7
Coding region: 1-1770 (589 amino acids)
Molecular function (GO): nucleic acid binding; ATP binding
Source: RefSeq, a predicted model, not a curated record
AUGAAUGUGCACGGAUUAUACCAUCUGUGCACGUUCAUCGGCUACGGUGUUACGCCCGGACCGUCAUUUUACAAUGAUAGGUUCACAACAGCUGUUAGGGCGACGGGAUUCCACCGGCAGCGUCCCCCUUCGGGCUUCCUGAACGUCGACGAGCAGCUGCGGGAUGCGUCUUCCGCACCGCGGCCAAAGCGCCGAGAACUGGUCCACGUUCCAGAUAUCGGAGCAGAUGGCGUGGUUACCUAUGCGGGCAUGUUCAAGGAUGCGGACUUCUUGCCACGUAGGGCUUUAGAAGAUGUCGACGUUGGAGUUCUGGCGCCGACAGGGGCACCCCCGGCCAUCGGUCGCAUGCUGGCCGAGGUCGGCAUGGAGCGGUUAUCACGACUGCAGCUGGCACUCUUCGACGAGCUGGCGUACGGAAACAAUGCGCUGUUCCAUUCGGCGACCUCUACGGGCAAGACAUUUUCGAUGCUGCUCUACGCGGCACUGAGGUACUACUACGGGGUGCCUCCCGAUCUGCUGUGCUCUCGGAAGGUGCACGAACUGUUAGAGCACGCAUCAACAGCUCCUCCUAGCGCUGUUGGGCUGUUUCAACCCCCGGAGUCUCGUGUGCUGCAGCGGGUGAUGGUGCUAUGCCCGACCAAGGAGCUCGCGAUUCAGAGCGCGAAGCAGCUAGUUGCCUUCACAGGGGGCGACAAGGACUGCGUGCGUCUGAUUAUAGACGACCAGGAACACCUGCCGGAAGACAUUGGGCCACGUAGCGUGUUCAUCGUCGGCUCCGCCAACCAACUCAACGUCUACCUGCUGACGAAGAGCAAGAGCUACGUGCGCGGGAUCAUGCAGCACGUGGGGAUGGUGAUUCUCGACGAGGUAGACCGGCUGUUGAAGGUGACGAACCAGUACGCUUCGGAGCGCAAGAAGCUCAUGUAUCGCAAACAUCCCACUGCGGCGUUUCAAAUAUGCCAGGCGCUGCUGGCACUCUCCCCUAACAAGCUCCAACUGGUGGGAGCGUCGGCGUCAAUUUCGAGGAACCAUAUCCGAUUCUUCGACACGCUCAUCCAGUCAUAUCGCACCGUACGAUGCCCGCUGGCUAUCAUUCGCAACCACGACGAGCAGACCGCCGCCAACAGAUACGUGGCCGUACCUUCCUCCGUUCAGCACUUUUUUGCGGUGUCGAACACCGACAGCCUGGGCAACAAGGUCGGCAAAGUGGUGAGCCUCGUGCGUGACAGGCCUGGAGAACGUGCCAUAUUUUUCGUGAGCUCACAGCAUUCGUUGCUGUCGUUCACCCACUACAUGGAACGCUACGGGCUAAAAUGCAAGGUGCUCCACCACGAAUUCGGCAUACGUGAUAACGUGUCUAAGCGCUUUAGCGGCGAGGUUGUCAAGGGGAUGUACGACCACCGCGAGUCUUCCGAGGCUCUGGAAAUGUUCGAGGACUUGCGCAACGAACUCGACACCGACGGUGAUUACCAUCUGUAUGCCGCCUCGAUGGAUUCGGCACGUGGACUGCAUUUCCCCACGCUAGACACUGUCUAUAUGGUAGGGGUGCCCCGUAACGUCAACGAGUACGUGCACAUAUCGGGCCGCGUCGGACGAUGCGGUAGAGUCGGCAACUGCAUCACUGUGGAUAACAUCGCAAACGUGAAGAAAGUCCUGGCGUGGCAGAAGAGCAUCGACUGCUCAAUCUCCCCUCUAGACUCGUCUGAUGCCACCGCGCUCUCCGAGUUCCGGGGAUAUGCCCCGCGCGCCAGGAAAGAGGAUGACCAAUAA